UUGCGUUACAGCUUGAAAGGCUUAUAAACAGAUCUUUGGAUCUUUUGCUGAACAGACAUCAGAACAUCAGAACCCCCAAUUUUGAGCUUUCUUCCGCAACAGAACCAAACGAAAGUAUAUCUCGUCUAUUCUUUCCAUCCUGCUUCUUGAGGAUGAACUGGUGGUGGCUUCAAGUGCUCUGUAUUAACCUGUUAGCGGGCUUUGCCGCUGUUUCUAUUUUCCUCAUUCAUGGGGAGGAGCAGGAGCGACUAAAAUGGGUAGCCGCUCCCUCUACCCUCCCUCUGUACACCACCGACGAAGUGUGCCGCGACAAAGAGUCCAAUAAGAUCUUGAAUUGCGGCGGUUGUGGGGGUUGCUCUAACAGGCACGAUAUCAAGCUGUAUCAUGAUAAACGAGAUACAUUGACUGGUAUCAUGGUGGAAUGUGCUCAAGCGGAUUUUAUUUUUCGUGGGGAUGCCCUCGAGUGUCUGAAAGAGCGAUCCGGUCUCACGGAGCACUGCGCCAGUUGUUGGGUGUUGAAUUAUGUCUGCAAUACACACAACUGUAUACGGACGUGUAUCAAGCAUCGAUAUUUGCCAUUUUUACCGAGUUGGAAUGCUUGGAAUUCAGAGCCAUUGGACCCGUGCAUCGCCUGCGAUGAAAAACUGUGCGGGCCCGUAUUUGUAGACUGUGCUGGGGCCAAUCGAAGGCGUGCUGGUGUUAUUACGGAUAUUGAACGAGACAAUCAACAGGAAAUUUGUAACAAGGUGGACUGGGAUUGGGUUCUAGGCGACGACGACGAAAAGACGGAAGACAAGACGAAAGACCAGAAUAUGGUGGAGAAGGAAGGAGAUGGAAUGGCCCAAGAAGCGACAAGGGAGGAACUCUGAGCAUCCAAUGUACAAACCAAUCAAUCUACCGAGUCUUAGCGCUUAUCCGCAUCACUUUCAGUCCAGCCGAUAGAAGGACUCUGCUGAUGAAAUAGACCCUAAAGAUUCUCUACGAAUGUACACGAAAUGGUAGUGCUCGUUGGGAGGUUCAGCCACACAAGCACCUUGCCAGUUUGGCUCUGUGUUGCUCUGCUACGAGUCGAGUGACAGCCAAGGAAUCGGGAAGUGCUUUGAGCGGUUGGUCAUCUUGCUUGAGCUUGGAGGAACGUUCAAAUGUCUAAAUUGACACAGUUUUGGAAAUUCGACGUAGAAACGCGUAGCAACAAACUCUAAGAAAACGAAUGGCAAGGCUUCGAAACGUGAUAAAUUGAAAUACGUGUGCAUGGCUAAAGUCAGAAACCCAACAGUGGGGCAAUCAUUAGGGGAUUGAAUACGUACAUGCGGGACGAAUGGUGGCGAGGUUUACUGGAUCAGGAUCCGGUGGCACAAAACAAGCACCCGCCUUGGGGGCAAUGAUGCCUCCUGCAAUGAUCCCCAUAUCUACCUCUGAGUCGCUUAUCAGAGGCUAUCUGUUUACACUGCAUACACUACGAACUGCUUCGUAAUCUAUUUGUUAUGAAAAACUGGCUUGUUGGCUGGUCCACAGUGUAUAUAGCCUGAGGUCGAUGAACGCAUAUACCUCUGCGGAGCCAUUUGGUUAGCUGAACUACGAAUACCUGGGCUGGGAAAGCGCUUCGGAUGUCGAUGUCUGUCACAGAGACUUCUAGUUUUCACUGAACAAUCCUUCACCGUCAUGUACCACCGCAUCAUUCAGAAACACCACAGUUUCAGGGAUAUCUUUGCCGAGUUUAUUAGUUGAGCAGAUUGCAUUGAGUAGUUCCAAAGUUCUGUCCGCAUCCCGCAC
Messenger RNA from Seminavis robusta, 1773 nucleotides. The record is from the annotation of a GenBank genome assembly. Lineage: Eukaryota; Bacillariophyta; Bacillariophyceae; Naviculales; Naviculaceae.